This is a messenger RNA of Ochotona curzoniae (black-lipped pika), 2661 nucleotides long. It is a transcript of the gene TMC2, whose product is annotated as transmembrane channel like 2. Gene Ontology annotation, molecular function: mechanosensitive monoatomic ion channel activity. Gene Ontology annotation, cellular component: plasma membrane. Bases 1 to 2661 code for a protein of 886 amino acids. Gene Ontology annotation, biological process: detection of mechanical stimulus involved in sensory perception of sound; vestibular reflex. NCBI's taxonomy places the organism in Eukaryota, Metazoa, Chordata, Mammalia, Lagomorpha, Ochotonidae. The record is from RefSeq and is a predicted model, not a curated record. The transcript has 20 exons.
AUGAGCCUCCAGUCCCAGGGCCUGGAGGAGAAAGCCCGAGGAGGAGGGAGAGGGCAGGCCAGGAGCAGCUCUCCAAGCACAGGUGACAGAUCCGGGAGGAGGCCCUCAAGGAAACCAGUCCCCAAAGCCGAUGCGGCACAGGGCAGGCAUGGAGCCCAAUCGGGCAGAAAAGAGCGAACCCUGGGCAGCCCUAGGCUGGGGUCCCCCAGGAGGAAGCAGGCGGAGAGCAGGCGACGUGACCUGGAGCUGCGGGGACGGGAACGAAGCUUUGCCGACAGGGCCCGCGACAGCAGGAGGAAGAGGGACGGGCGGGCUUCCCUGAAGGAGCAGAGCGCGUCCUCGAAGAAAGGAAAGAGACAUCGGAGGAAAGAGGAGGCGUGGGAGCGACAGAAGAAACCCAGGUCACUCUCGUUAGCCUCCAGUGAGGACUCUCUGUCUGAGGAGGAGUUGGCCCGCAUCCUGGAGCAGGUGGAAGAAAAGAAGAAGCUCAUUGCUACCAUGCGGAACAAGCCCUGGCCCAUGGCCAAGAAGCUGACUGAACUCAGGGAGGCCCAAGAGUUUGUGGAGAAGUAUGAAGGAGCCUUGGGAAAGGGGAAAGGCAAGAGACUGUACGCAUACAGGAUGCUGAUGGCAAAGAAAUGGGUCAAGUUCAAGAGAGACUUUGAUAAUUUUAAGAUGCAAUGUAUCCCCUGGGAAAUGAAAAUCAAAGACAUUGAAAGUCACUUUGGUUCUUCAGUGGCAUCGUAUUUCAUCUUUCUCCGGUGGAUGUAUGGAGUCAACCUUGUCCUUUUUGGUUUAAUAUUUGGUCUUGUCAUAAUCCCAGAGGUACUGAUGGGCGUGCCCUAUGGAAGUAUUCCCAGGAAGACAGUGCCUCGGGCUGAGCAAGAAAAAGCCAUGGACUUCUCUGUCCUCUGGGACUUUGAGGGAUACAUCAAGUACUCGGCUCUCUUCUAUGGCUACUACAACAACCAGAGGACCAUUGGGUGGCUGAGGUACAGGCUUCCCAUGGCUUACUUUAUGGUGGGGGUCAGCGUGUUUGGCUACAGCCUGAUGAUUGUCAUCAGAUCGAUGGCCAGCAAUUCCCAGGGGAGCACGAGUGAGGGGGAGAGUGACAACUUUACCUUCAGUUUCAAGAUGUUCACCAGCUGGGACUACCUCAUAGGGAAUUCAGAGACAGCCGACAACAAAUAUGCCUCCAUCACCACCAGCUUCAAGGAAUCAAUUGUGGAUGAACAAGAGAGUAACAAGGAAGAAAAUAUCCAUCUGACAAGAUUUCUGCGUGUUCUGGCCAACUUUCUCAUCAUUUGCUGCUUGUGUGGGAGUGGGUACCUCAUUUACUUUGUGGUAAAGCGAUCCCAAGAAUUCUCCAAAAUGCAAAAUGUCAGCUGGUAUGAAAGGAAUGAGGUGGAGAUCGUGAUGUCCCUGCUCGGGAUGUUUUGUCCCCCUCUGUUUGAAACCAUUGCUGCCUUGGAGAAUUACCACCCACGCAUUGGACUGAAGUGGCAGUUGGGACGCAUCUUUGCGCUCUUCCUGGGGAACCUCUACACGUUUCUCUUGGCCCUGAUGGAUGAUGUCCACCUCAAGCUUUCUCAUGAAGAAACAAUAAAGAACAUCACCCACUGGACUCUGUUUAACUAUUACAACUCCUCCAACUGGAAUGAGAGUGCCCCCCGGCCACCCCUGCACCCUGCAGACGUGCCCCGGGGCUCUUGCUGGGAGACGGCGGUGGGCAUUGAAUUCAUGAGGCUGACAGUGUCUGACAUGCUGGUAACGUACAUUACCAUCCUGGUGGGGGACUUCCUGCGGGCUUGUUUUGUCCGGUUCAUGAACCACUGCUGGUGCUGGGACCUGGAGGCUGGCUUUCCUUCGUAUGCUGAGUUUGACAUUAGUGGAAAUGUCCUGGGUUUGAUUUUCAACCAGGGAAUGAUCUGGAUGGGCUCCUUCUAUGCCCCGGGACUGGUGGGCAUCAACGUCCUGCGCCUGCUGACCUCCAUGUACUUCCAGUGCUGGGCCGUGAUGAGCAGCAAUGUGCCCCACGAGCGCGUGUUCAAGGCCUCACGCUCCAACAACUUCUACAUGGGCCUGCUGCUGCUGGUGCUCUUCCUCAGCCUCCUGCCGGUGGCCUACACCAUCAUGUCACUCCCACCCUCCUUUGACUGUGGCCCGUUCAGUGGGAAAAACAGAAUGUACGACGUCCUCCAUGAGACCAUUGAAAAUGAUUUCCCGACCUUCCUGGGCAAGAUCUUCGCUUUCCUUGCCAACCCAGGCCUCAUCAUCCCAGCCAUCCUGCUGAUGUUCCUGGCUAUCUACUACCUGAACUCAGUUUCCAAAAGUCUUUCCCGAGCCAAUACCCAGCUGAGGAAGAAAAUCCAGGCGCUCCGUGAAGUCGAGAAGAGCCACAAAUCUCUCAAAGGCAAAGCCACGGCCAGAGACCCAGGGCAUCCACUGGAAAGCAGUUCCAAAAAUGCCAUCCCACUCCAACUCACCAAGGAAGAAACCACACCUCACUCUGCCAGCCAAAGCCAGACCCAGGACAAGAAGGCACAGGACCCCAGGAUGGAUGCCAGUGUCACCGGCAGGAGCAUACCAUCUGCCUCCCGGCACCUCCCUCGAGCUCAUUCCCCUGGUGUCAGAGCAGAUCCUGGCCAAGCCCGGUCAUAG